UGUCGAUCGCUCUGGUAGGCUGUUGGCCAAUGAUCGCAGCUCAGUCACCUUCGUACGGUGUCACGUGGCGAGUCGCGUGGUGUUUCCGGUCCGUGUGUUACUACUGCUGCCUUCGUUCGGACCUCGCUGGCGGUGUUGAUUUGUCCUCCGUUCCGAUCAAUCUCUAAUACAGCUAGCAGAGUCAAUCUCAUCACUAUGUCGGGCAGUAAAGCUUUCGAUCCGAUGUCGUUCGCUCAGGAUUUCGUUGCUGGCGGUAUUGCUGCAGCAGUCUCAAAGACGGCGGUAGCUCCUAUCGAGCGAGUAAAGCUGCUUCUGCAGGUGCAGGCGGCUUCAAAGCAGAUCACGGCUGACAAGCAGUAUAAAGGCAUUAUCGAUACCUUUGUUCGUAUCCCGAGGGAGCAGGGCGUCACCGCGUACUGGAGAGGCAACUUCGCCAACGUGAUUCGUUACUUCCCCACCCAAGCACUUAACUUCGCCUUUAAGGACAAGUACAAGCAGAUCUUCCUUGGUGGAAUCGACAAGAAGGCGCAGUUCUGGCGGUAUUUCGCCGGUAAUUUGGCGUCGGGUGGUGCUGCCGGGGCCACCUCAUUGUGCUUCGUUUACCCCCUGGACUUCGCCCGGACACGACUUGGUGCUGAUAUCGGGAAAGUUGCCGGCGAACGUGAAUUCACUGGCCUCGUCGAUUGCCUAAAGAAGAUAACCAAGUCUGAUGGCAUUAUCGGACUGUACCGUGGAUUCAACGUGUCUGUUCAGGGUAUCAUCAUCUACCGCGCCGCCUAUUUCGGCUUCUUCGACACUGCUAAGGGAAUGUUGACCGACUCCAAGAAUACAAAUAUCAUUGUCUCCUGGGCGAUCGCCCAAAUUGUCACUACGGUCUCGGGUGUCAUAUCGUAUCCGUUCGACACUGUUCGUCGCCGUAUGAUGAUGCAGUCUGGGCGUAAAGGCGGUGAAAUCAUGUACAAGAAUACGGUGGACUGCUGGGUGAAGAUCGCAAAAAAUGAAGGUGGCAAAGCAUUCUUCAAAGGCGCGUUUUCUAAUGUUCUCCGUGGAACUGGCGGCGCUUUGGUGCUCGUACUUUACGAUGAAAUCAAAGCAUUAAUGUUCUAGGAAUCGCCGACACCACACAAUUCUAGUGGUGGUGGCAAAACAACAACCACAAGGGAAAUCUAAUGGCGUUGUCCAUUUCUAACAUGUGUUAUAAUUAGUUAUUAAUAUCAUAAUAUGAUGAAUGAAACGAGCUGAGAAGCUGACGUGAAACAUAGGCACACGAACGACCAAUACGUUCAAAUUAAGUCGUUAGGCUGUAGCAACACAAAAGUGGUAGAAUAAAUUACUAAAAAUGAACUUUUUUUUAUCAACAUUA
This is a messenger RNA of Varroa destructor (honeybee mite), 1363 nucleotides long. RefSeq names its product ADP/ATP translocase 1 pseudogene. Lineage: Eukaryota; Metazoa; Arthropoda; Arachnida; Mesostigmata; Varroidae. The record is from RefSeq and is a predicted model, not a curated record.